UCAGGUUGACUUGGUUACUAUGAAGCCAUUAAGGUCACAAGUUAGUUUUAGUAAAGAUAGGAAUUUCGCCUUUAGACGCAAGACUGAGAGUUUCCGUGAGAAGAAGGAUGAAGAAAGUGAUAAAGAGAAAGAAAAAGAAAAAUGUAAAUCAAGAGACAAGGAAAAAAAAAGUGACGGUCACCAGAUAACAUCCGCCAUUGCCUCCUCACUAGCGGCGACAUUAUCUCCGUUCUCAUCCUUCGUCUCCUCUCAUUCCCCAAGAGGAAGUCGUAAACCUUCCCCAAGUCCUACUGUAUCUAGGAGAUCAAGUCCUCCAUCCCCGAGAAUCCUGGAUAAACAACAAUUAGGAUGCCCCAGGACUAAUUCAUUCUCCUAUCGGCAAAUCCCACAUCCUAGUCAUCCUAAAGCCAGGACUAACUCUUUCAAUUUAUCGUCAUCUCGAUCUGGGGGUCAAUCCUCCUUUGGCAUCCCCUCCAGUGCCAGUGCCUCCUCUAGUGCCAGUGCCUCCUCUAGUGCCAGUGCCUUCAGUCCCUCUCCCAGUCCCCCUAGCUCGUCUCUCAGCCCUACAACCAGUCGAUCUGAGAGCUCUUCGUCGAUCAGCGAUACAACGACGACUACAGAUGAAGAUGGGGCGCUGUCAACUCGUCCCCAUCAACAUCGAGCUUAUGAGCCCAAAAUCCGGGUUUCUUCUGGAGAUGAUGACGUCUUAACCCUGGGGAGGAUGUAGGGAACGUCGUGAGGGAAGAGGAGAAGAGGAAGGAAGAAGAGGAAGAGAAGAGGAGGAAGAAGGAGGCUUUGUUACCUAGGGUUCUACCUUAUAGGAUAGAAGAAGGUUGGCAAAUUUGUCACUCUACAGACACAGUGGCCAAACAUAGGAAGACUUGCCAGAGCUGUAAGUGUACCAGAGAACUACGACGUCUACCAUGAGAUUGGGUUA
Messenger RNA from Homarus americanus (American lobster), 937 nucleotides. RefSeq names its product mental retardation GTPase activating protein homolog 4-like. The record is from RefSeq and is a predicted model, not a curated record. NCBI's taxonomy places the organism in Eukaryota, Metazoa, Arthropoda, Malacostraca, Decapoda, Nephropidae. The transcript has 2 exons. Bases 20 to 727 code for a protein of 235 amino acids.